AUGGCGUCCUACGGAAGCGACCCAGAGGACGAGGAGGAGGACUUCAACCCCGCGCCAGAAAUUGAUGAGGAUGACGUCGCUCCGCGCGGUAACGCCUCGCGCAGAGCAGCCGCCGAAGAUGACGAUGAUGAGGGCGAUGGGAUCAAUAUGACAGGCAACGACGACGAAGAUGAAGAGGGUGGUGGCAUAGACGUCGACGAUGAUGACGACGACGACGAGGAUGACGAGGAUGACGAAGAAGACGAGGACGACGAAGAUGUUGUCGCCCGACCUGCUAAACGGAGAAAGAAGGCGAAGCGCAACAUGUUCAUUGAUGUCGAAGCCGAAGUCGACGAGGACGAAGAGGAAGAGGAAGAGGGCGACGACGAAGGUGUCGAUGAAGUGCAUCCCGAUGACCUCCUCGAGCCCACAGGCGCCGACCUCGACGACCGCCACCACCGCGAGCUCGACAUGCGCCGUGAGGUCAACGCUCAAAGGGACGUUGAAGAAAUCGCAAAGGAGUUCGACGAAAAGUACAGGCGAAGGGAAAUGCAGAGUGCCCGUCGUGGUGGUGCAGGCGCUGUACCUUUGGCGCUGCCUACGGUUGACGAUCCGUCCAUUUGGGGUUGCAAGUGCCGUCCUGGAAAAGAACGUGAGAUCAUCAUGGCGAUCCAAAAGCGCCUUGACGACAAGAUUCGCACUGGCCAGCCUGUGCAGGUCUACUCGGCCUUUGAACGGGGUCCUACAGGUCCCCAGUCUGGAUUCCUUUACGUUGAAGCCGACUCGAAGCAGGCUGUGGUAGAGCUUAUUGAGGGUAUUCAGAAUGUCUUCAUGGGCUCUGGCCAGUUCUCAAUCCCCCCGAAGGAGCGUCCGGAUCUUCUCCGAAAGAAGAAGCGUGCGCCAUUGGAAGUCGGGAAGUUCGUGCGCAUGCUACGGCCACCCACAUACAAGGGCGAUCUUGCAAAGGUCGUCGAAGUCUCAACCAACGGCCUUGACUGUGUCGUACAACUCGUCCCACGUCUCGAUUAUGGCCUCAAUGACGACGCAAAUGCUGCUGCAGACAACAAGCGCAAGCGAGGCUUCUUCGGACGACAAACCGAGCGCCCUCCUGCGAAACUGUUCAACGAAGCCGAGGCGAAGAAGCGACACAUGAAGCAUCUCAGCAUGACUGGAUCGGGCAACCAAAGGGCAUACACAUACAAAGGCGAAGACUACCAGAAUGGUUUCCUCAUCAAGGAAGUCAAAGUCAACUGGGUCAGCACCGAGAAAGUCAACCCCAAGAUGGAAGAACUGCAGUUCUUCUCGGUUCAGAACGCUGAUGGCACAGAAACCAUGGAUCUCCUGGCUGUUCAGGCUGCGCAAAAGGCUGCCGACUCCGGAUCUGCUUUUGCUGCCGGCGACAACGUCGAGAUCUACACUGGUGAACAAAAGGGCAUUCGCGGUACGACUGUUACUGUAACAGGUGACAUUGUCACGCUGCGAGUGAGCGAGGGCGACCUGAGGGGCAGAAGGAUUGACGCUCCUGUCAAGACACUGCGCAAACUGUUCCGCGAUGGUGACCACGUCAAGGUCAUUGGUGGAAGUAAAUAUGUCGAUGAGGUCGGUCUCGUCACAAGAAUCAAGGACGACAAGAUUACGCUGCUUUGCGACUCGACGCAGCAGGAAAUCACUGUCUUUAGCAAGGACCUGAAGCGUGCUGCCGACUCGGCAAACGUUGGUGCCGACUCUAACUUUGACCUUUACGACUUUGUACAGAUUGAUGCCUCCACCAUUGGUUGCGUUGUUCGCGUCGACCGCGAAGUUCUGCGAAUCGUCGAUCAACAAGGUGAUGUUCGCACACUCCUCCACACCCAAGUCUCACAGAUUGUUGGCCGAAACAAACAUGCAGUUGCGACCGACCGCGACGGAUCUGAAAUCAGACAUGAGGACGACGUCAAGGAGCAUGGCGGAGAAGGGCGACAAGGAAAGGUUCUAUACAUUCACAGGGGUACACUCUUUGUCCGAAACCGUGAGCUUGUCGAGAACCAGGGUAUCUUUGUGGUCCGCAGCAACAACGUCGUCACCAUGGCGGCAAAGAGCGGUCGUGCUCAAGCGCAAGGUCCUGAUCUCAGCGGUAUCAACCCUGCUCUCAAUGCAGGCGCAAACGGGAACGCGAAUGCCAUGCCGCCACCACGAGCUUCCUUUGGCCGUGACAAGCUGAUUGGCAAGACUGUGACGAUCCGCAAGGGCGCUUACAAGGGUCUUCUCGGAAUUGUCAAGGAUACCAUGAACGAUGAAGCGCGUAUUGAAUUGCAUACCAAGAACAAGCAGGUAUCGGUAAAGAAGGAACUUCUCACAGUCAAGGAUCCCAUUACUGGUGCCAGCAUGGAUAUUGGCGGCAAGUUCCCCAACCGUUCGCGCGGCGGGUACUCCGGUGGACAGUCAAGCUAUGGCGGCGGCGGCGGUGCAUCUGGCGGGCGAACUCCUGGAUGGGGCACCUCUGGCGGUGGUCGUACACCUGGCUGGGGCGGUAGUGGCAGCGGGGGGACUGGUGGUCGCACACCAGGCUGGGGAGGUAGCGGGGGCGCUGGUGGGCGAACUCCUGGAUGGGGUGGAGAUGGCGGACGCACAGCCUAUGGUGGAGGUGAUGGCUCCCGAACUGCCUAUGGUGGUGAUGGCUCCCGAACGGCAUACGGCGGCGCAACUGCAUAUGGCGGUGCGACAUCGUAUGGUGGGGGAACGGCGUAUGGUGGCAACGACGGCAACCGUACAUCAUAUGGUGGUUUCAGUUCAGGAGGGCGAACACCCGCAUGGGGUGGAUCACCUGGCAACGCCGCCUCGAAGCCGGGAGGUCUGUCUGCUCCUACGCCUGGGGCAUACAACGCCCCUACUCCAGGUGCGUAUGCCGCUCCUACGCCUGGUGGAUAUGGUGCAUACUCUGCGCCUACACCGGGCGGCCCACCAAUGGACGCUCCUACGCCGGGCAACUACUCUGCGCCGACGCCAGGAGAUAGCUCUGGUGGCAGAUACGGUGCUGCUACCGCACCGACACCGGGUGGUUGGGAUGUUGCAACGCCAGCACCAAGUGGUGACCCAGGAUAUGAUUAG
Messenger RNA from Bipolaris maydis ATCC 48331, 3066 nucleotides. RefSeq lists its product as uncharacterized. Lineage: Eukaryota; Fungi; Ascomycota; Dothideomycetes; Pleosporales; Pleosporaceae. The record is from RefSeq and is a predicted model, not a curated record. Gene Ontology annotation, molecular function: zinc ion binding; oxidoreductase activity; mRNA binding. Gene Ontology annotation, cellular component: DSIF complex. Gene Ontology annotation, biological process: transcription elongation by RNA polymerase II; regulation of DNA-templated transcription elongation; regulation of transcription by RNA polymerase II.